AUGUCUGCCGAGCAAGAUAAGAAGGUUCAAGACACUACAAAAGAAGAGAACAAGUCUUCUUUUGGUUCUGAAGAAGUCGCUGCAAAGCAGACUGAAGAAGCUAAAGCUGUCUUUGGUGAUAGCGGUGAAAAAAAAGAUGGAAAGUCUGAAUCUGCUCCUAACGAGGAAAACAAGGCCGCUGAAGGAGAGGACGAUAAUGAACCUGUAUCUCCAGAGGUCCACUUUGAACCUAUCGUCAAGUUGAAUGCCGUUGAGACCAAAACUAACGAAGAAGAUGAGGAAGUUGUUUUUAAGAUGCGUGCCAAGCUUUUCCGUUUUAAUAAGAACGCUAGUGAAUGGAAGGAGCGUGGUACUGGUGAUGCCCGUCUUUUAAAACAUCAAGGAAGCGGAAAGACCCGCUUGGUUAUGCGUCGUGACAAGACUUAUAAAGUUUGUGCCAACCACUUGUUGAUGCCCGAAAUGAAAUUGACUCCCAACGUUGGUAGCGACCGUAGCUGGGUUUGGACCGUUGCUGCUGAUGUUAGUGAAGGUGAACCUUCUACCGAGACAUUUGCUAUCCGUUUUGCUAAUUCUGAAAAUGCCAAUUUGUUCAAGGAAAACUUCUUGAAAUACCAAGAAGAAAAUGCCGAAGCGGCCAAGAAAAAUUAA
Molecule: messenger RNA, 648 nt
Organism: Schizosaccharomyces osmophilus
Lineage: Eukaryota; Fungi; Ascomycota; Schizosaccharomycetes; Schizosaccharomycetales; Schizosaccharomycetaceae
Gene: sbp1
Product: Ran GAP Sbp1
Exons: 3
Coding region: 1-648 (215 amino acids)
Biological process (GO): nucleocytoplasmic transport
Cellular component (GO): cytoplasm; nuclear pore
Molecular function (GO): GTPase activator activity
Source: RefSeq, a predicted model, not a curated record